UCCCUCGCGUUCGGGUCCGUGUCGCAGCGGGGACUGGAUCAGCGGAAGGGCAUGGAGGACACCAUGUCGCUGCACCCGUCCUUCUGCGCCUGGGCGGAUGGCUCCCCCAUGCACUUCUUCGGCGUCUUCGACGGCCACGGCGGCCCACAGGUGUCGGCCCUGUGCAGGGACCAGAUGCACGUCAUACUGGCGGAGGAGCUGGCCCGCGCGGCAACUGCCUACCGGAAGGAGCACCGGGAAAAUGAUGAAGAGGCGGAGCGUCGCGCGUGGGAGGCGGCGCUGAAGCGGAGCUUCGAGCGGGCGAACGCACUGGGGAUGGGGCUGUCGGAAUCGGGAUUGCCCAUCAUGGGGUCCACUGCCGUGGUGGCGCUCCUGGUCGGCGGCAGCAUCCUGGUCGCCAACUGCGGCGACUCCCGCGCCGUGCUCUGCCGUGCCGGCAACGCCUUACCACUCUCCCAGGACCACAAGCUGGAGCGGCCGGACGAGAGGGCGCGGGUGGACGCGGCGGGCGGCAAAGUGCGGACCUCCGACGAUGGGCAGCUGCGCGUACGGGGAGUACUUAUGUCUCACGCAUUAG
Triticum dicoccoides is the source of this 577-nucleotide messenger RNA. Its product is annotated as probable protein phosphatase 2C 37. Lineage: Eukaryota; Viridiplantae; Streptophyta; Magnoliopsida; Poales; Poaceae. The record is from RefSeq and is a predicted model, not a curated record. Gene Ontology annotation, biological process: protein dephosphorylation. The transcript is spliced from 3 exons. Gene Ontology annotation, molecular function: protein serine/threonine phosphatase activity; cation binding. The annotation marks the transcript as partial.